AUGUCAGCUGCACCCUCAGGGGAUCUUGCUCCCUGCCCUACAAAGAUCAAGAUCAAGCUUAAAAGGCCAACCGAAUCCGAUUCAAUGCAAGCCUCCUCUACGCUUACGAAAGAGCUAACCGGUCAGACGAAGGCUACCAAACUUAAUGCUGAGACGGAUUCGAAUCUCAGCGCCGAUGGGGAUGCCUCACCAUAUUCUGAAAGCGAGGUGGACGAAACCGAAUGGAAGAGGAAGUUUGCUGAGAGGAAGAGGGAGGCGGAAGACUUGGAGGACGUCAACAAUCUCAACAACAACAAGCUGGAAAUCCCCGAUUGGGACACCAUCAUGCAACAUCCCAAUUUCAACCCCAAACUGCCUGUACGCCAAUGGGGGGCUCACGCUUACUCCUUAGGACUGGCCAAACAACUUAUGGUUGUAAAGUUCAUGAUCAACAACGCCUGGCAGUCGCAGACUCUUGUGAGGAAAUGGCAGAAGAUGGGCCGAGCAAUUGCCAAGGAGGGCAAGAAAAUUCAAUCUAAAAAAUAUGCUAACAAGCCCGGUUCGCUGUGGAUUGAAUAUCCAGAUGACGAACAAAACGAGAACACGGACUCCGGUGAUGAAGACGAUGAGGAUACAAAUGAAGCAGUUUCAGAAGAUGCAUCAAACAGGCGCGCCACGAAACCUUCCGUUGACAAAUCACCAACCCCUGGUGAUGAAUCCCCAGCGAGUGAAUCCUGCGAAACCUCCAACACCUUUCUUGCAAAAUUAAAACGUGUCUCUGCGUUAUCUAUCAAGUCGAGUCGCCCUGCCACCAACACGACUACCACUACUACAUCUGCCCCUCUAGCUUGCACGCGAAAAAGGAUUGUCAUACCCGAUCAUUCAGAACAAGGCUCUGAGUUACCUCAAAGGUCUAGUCGGUCUACCACCCACCCGGCUACCCACUCGGCCCCUCUAGCUCAAACAAAAAAACGCAUGAACUCUCUCGAGCUGGCCCCAGAAUCUGCAAGCGCCCCAAAAAAAGGUCGAACCUGUGCGAAACUCCAUGAAGUUAGCGAAGCCAUACGGACUAUACUAGUAGUUUCCGAGUUCCAUUCUACCUUCCCCUUAGCUCAACCUGGAAACCGUAUCUUUUUGGCAUUGCAUGAACCAUCUGGGACCAGUCUCUUCCGCCAAGAUCCUGAAGAACGCGCCCUCGAUCUCCAGAGGAAUCUUGAUUUGUGGUUGCCGGAUAAUGACCUUGAGAACACGAUUCAACUAGGCGAAUACGGCCUUAACGCGGUUAUUUUGUACAUUGAAAAAUUCCGGAACGAUCCUUUUUGGCCUGUCGAGGGAGAACAAAGACUGCUUCCAAAACUCUCCCGAAUUUCCGAAUUCCCUACACCCUCCACGCAUUCAGAUCAACCUGUGAGGAAUUCCAAUAUGACUCAUGAGGAACCAACAAACAAGAUGACGACCACGGCGCCAGACCAUCCACCCAAUCUCAACACAUCGCUCAAUAACAUUGAUCAUGUGGAACCACAGUCAAUGGUUGUACCAUCCACAUUAUCAGCUCCCGUGAUUAAUGUUUCACCUAUGGACUCGACUACAAACACUGUUGAACUUCUCAGAGUGUGGAAAGACCCAGAACAUCCAAAAAUUGAUAUCCGGUGUUCUUCAGUAACCUUUAAAAAGGAAACCGUGAAAGAUUGCAUGCUGAUGCAUGAAGCCUGUAAACGAUUGCUCCUGGGCCGCUUGUCAGCUAGCUUCACAUCGUAUGAUCCUAAUGAGCGCAGUAAAGGAAGUGAAAGGUUAUAUUUUAGUAAACAUGUGAAACUAAGUGAAUGGGUAGCUCUCAAACAAAACGAUGGUCUUUUCCAUCCUGGUUGUGAAUGCCCUUGGUUCAAAGACGAAAUCUUGGACUGGAAUUAUAUAGACUUCAAAUCUGGCGAAAAUCCAAGUAGUGACGUUCAAGAGAAGUCACUGUGCUACACCCUCAAUCACAUGCAAAAUGUGAAGAAGUCUCGCAUGGAGACGGCAGGCAAAUUUAUACUGGCGGCUGUGGGACUAGUUGGCACUGAAGGUGGCCCUAUUGAGCCGAUUGCGGAUCUGGAGCAUUACAAUCUUUCACAAUUGGAUGUGAAAGAAUCUUUUCAAUGUGCAGUCCACUAUCAAAAACUACAAAUGGACAACAACAGCAACAAUAAUCAUAUUCAAACUGUGGAAAUGAAUUGCAUCAAACAGCUGACUAAACUAGUUGAUUCAAUUUACGGAUGCAUUGAAGCCCUGGCGGUGAUUCGAGCUCAUAAUUUUCACUACAAAUGUAAUGAAAAACUUCAAGGCAAACAAAAAGGAAUGGAUGCUACUUUUCGUCAAGUUUCUUCUACCGUUGGCCUGAGAACACAAGCUUUGGCGCCUCUUGUUUCAUUUCUUUGUCUGGGAUUCAAGGGGCUGCUCACUUACUGGCGCGAUCCAUCACGGACAUACAAGACCGGUCUUAUUCAGGUUUUACUGGUAACUGCACGCAUGAAGAGUUACGAUUUUGUUGAAGAACCUAUCUGGAAACGAACAGCAAAUCUGGUGAUGACUACGAUAUCAAGGGCUCUAUUCCCCAACGGCAACAUUGACAAUGGAGUAGAUCGAUCAUCUUGGGACCGCGUGAUUUGCAAGAGGCAAGAUGUUGCCCUUGCAAUGUACCUAGACGUUUCGGAUUUCUUUCAGUACUCUUCUGUUUCUGAUUCUCUUAUCCCGCCAUACAUGGUUCCCGUAUAUGAAGCAUUGGCGCCUGACGAGACUGAUCCACAUGAAUAG
Melampsora larici-populina 98AG31 is the source of this 2769-nucleotide messenger RNA. RefSeq lists its product as uncharacterized. The transcript has 5 exons. Lineage: Eukaryota; Fungi; Basidiomycota; Pucciniomycetes; Pucciniales; Melampsoraceae. The record is from RefSeq and is a predicted model, not a curated record. Bases 1 to 2769 code for a protein of 922 amino acids.